CCCUUUCUUCAUUCUCUUCGUGUUCUUAGAUCAGUAACUCUGUUUUCUCUCAUGGAAACUAUGCUUACAAGACUUCGUUUCUCCUUCUUCCUUGUUUUUGUCUUUACUUUUUAUGAUCUCUCUUCAUCUUUCUCUCCGAUUGACAACUAUCUCGUCAAUUCUGGCGCCUCCCUGGACUCCACCGUAGACAAUCGUCGUUUCAUCUCUGACUCGUCUGAUUCCUCUAACUCACAUCAUCUCUCUUCACCCGAGACCUUCUCACUCUGUGCUGGAACUCUUCUUCCGGGUCUGCCUCAAAUCUAUCAUACCGCCAGGGUUUUCAAGGCACCGUCGAAAUACGUUUUCGAUGUCAAAGAUCCAGGGAUGCACAUGGUACGUCUCCAUUUUCACCAAUUCAGUUCAUCAAAGUUGAAUCUUCGUGACUCCCAAUUUCACGUUUUGGUUAAUGGGUUGGUAGCUUUGACCAAUUUUAGUGGUGGGAAUUUGGUGGGUCCUAAGGUCAGGGAAUAUUUGCUUUGCGUUCAUUCAGAAAAGCUUGAAAUCACUUUUGUUCCUGCUGAAAGAUCGAAAUUUGCUUUUGUUAAUGCGAUUGAAGUUAUAUCUGCGCCUCAAGAUUUGAUACUGGAAACUGCUCAAUCUGUCAACGGUGACAAAGUUAAGCCUUUUGAGGGGUUAAAUCAACAAGCAUUUGAAGUUGUGCAUAGGGUAACUGUAGGAGGUGCUAAAGUUACUCCUUUUAAUGAUACUUUGUGGAGAACUUGGGUGCCUGAUGAUGACUAUAUGAAAUCGACCGAAGGAUCGACUAGGGUGUACUUUGCUGGUAGAAUUAAGUACCAAACUCACGGGGCGAGUCGUGAAGUUGGUCCUGAUAAUGUGUAUAAUUCUGCUCGGUUGAUUCAAAGCAAGAAUGCUUCUAUUCCUAAUGUGAACCUUACAUGGGAGUUUCCGGUGAUGGAGGGUUAUAAGUAUCUUGUUCGGAUGCAUUUCUGUGAUAUUGCUAGUAUAUCCCUUGGAUUGCUGUUUUUCAAUGUUUAUGUUAAUGGCCAUUUAGCCUAUAAGGAUUUUGAUCCCUCGGCUGUUACAAAUUACUUGUUGGCUUCUCCCAUUUAUGCGGAUUUUGUCAUUGAUGCUGAUCAUUCAGGGUUUGUGAGUGUAAGUGUUGGGCCUUCUAGCAAAAGCAUGGCAUACGCAGUUGAUGCUAUUUUAAAUGGGGUGGAGAUCAUGAAGAUGAAUAAUUCAGUAGGUAGUCUUGAUGGCGAGCUGCCUGCAGAGUCAGUUUUGAAGUGUUGGCCAAGAAGAAGUGCUGGUAUUCUGCUUCCUUUGAUUGCUCUUGUGUGUUUACUACUGAGCUUAUCAGCGAUUAUCCAUAGGAGGAACACAAACAAGGUCGACUCUGUGCCAUGGUCAAAAUUGCCUGUGGAUGUCCCAGAAGUUUCUCCGAAGCAAGGCAAACAACAAUUAUCAAGUAGAGUAUAAAGAUUGUUAAGGAUCCACUGGCUUUGUAAUAUAUAAGUAACUUGUUGGGGAUACCACAUACUAUUAGAAUGGAGGCUAGUAGUUCACGCAUACUAAAGGUUUCUUCGAGUUUGAAUUUGAAGUUUGUGAAGAGCUUUGUCUCCGUGUAUUGUUGUCUGGUUAAUCUGUAUGAAAGCUGUAUUAAGAAAAUACAGUGUUGUUUGCAAUGCAUAUUUUGCAUUUUAUUAUCAAUAUAUUACCAUGAUCAUGUUUGUGAUGCUGAAA
Theobroma umbraticum is the source of this 1740-nucleotide messenger RNA. RefSeq names its product receptor-like kinase. Gene Ontology annotation, biological process: protein phosphorylation. The record is from RefSeq and is a predicted model, not a curated record. Gene Ontology annotation, molecular function: transmembrane receptor protein tyrosine kinase activity. Lineage: Eukaryota; Viridiplantae; Streptophyta; Magnoliopsida; Malvales; Malvaceae.